GCUCUUUCCAGCACACUCUGCUCUAUAAGUACAUGUUGGUAUCCGAACCUGGUGAGGGGCUGUCCCAGUUCAUCACGGUGGGCUAUCUGGAUGACCAGAUCAUCACUCACUAUGACAGCCAGAAUAAGAAGAAGGUGCCAAGGGUUGACUGGAUGAGGCAGGUGGAGAAGGAGGAUGCCAACUAUUGGAAGGAGGGAAGCUUUAUCUUGAAUAAAACCCAGCAGGUGUUGCAAGAGGAUCUGAGGCAAGUUCAAAACCGCUACAAGCAGAAUGGAGGGUUUCACACAUGGCAGCUGAUGUAUGGCUGUGCACUCCAGCGAGACGAGAGCAAAAGAGGGUUUAUGCAGUAUGGCUACGACGGGAGGACCUUCAUCAGCUUCGACAAGGAGGCCCUCACCUGGGUGGCUCCCGUCCCCCAGGCCAAGAUCACCCAGAGGAGUUGGGAUGCUAAUGUGCAGUGGUCCCAGAGGAAUAAGGAGUACCUGGAGGAGGAGUGCAUUAAGUGGCUGGAAAACUACCUGUCCUACGGGCAGGAGACGCUGCUGAGGACAGAGACCCCAGUGGUGACAAUGAGCAGCAGGAUGGAGUCUGAGGAUGGGAUGGAGACGCACGUCUGCAAAAUCCAUGGCUUCUACCCCAGGGAGAUCGAUGCCUCCUGGACGAGGGAUGGGGAAGUCUGGCUGGAAGAGACCUUCCGUGGGUCUGUGGCCCCCAACGCGGAUGGGACCUACCACUACUGGCUCAGCAUCCGGAUCGACCCCAAAGAGAGGGGCCGCUAUCGGUGCCACGUGGAGCACGACGGCCUGCAGGAGCCUCUGGAUGUGGCUCUAAAGGAACCAAUCAAUUCAAAAUCCAACCUGGGGCUCAUCAUCGGCUGCGUUGUGGCUGCCCUUGUCCUGGCG
Messenger RNA from Thamnophis sirtalis, 902 nucleotides. Lineage: Eukaryota; Metazoa; Chordata; Lepidosauria; Squamata; Natricidae. The record is from RefSeq and is a predicted model, not a curated record.